Molecule: messenger RNA, 2917 nt
Organism: Symphalangus syndactylus (siamang)
Lineage: Eukaryota; Metazoa; Chordata; Mammalia; Primates; Hylobatidae
Gene: GRWD1
Product: glutamate rich WD repeat containing 1
Biological process (GO): ribosome biogenesis
Cellular component (GO): nucleolus
Molecular function (GO): protein binding
Source: RefSeq, a predicted model, not a curated record
AUAUCCCAGCCAAUCCGCAUUAUCUUGAAUGCUGUUAAUCUCACCAAUGAGAAUCUAUUUCUAACAUUUCAUUAUGUCAGUUAGCCAAACCGCUGGUGCUGAUGGGCGAUAAAGAGAGACGAAGCACUUGUAAUAGCUGCCUCCAGAGGGUGGACUUUCUGAUUAAGUGCUCGCUGACCAGAGCUGCAAUGUGAAUGUCUAAUUAGGCAAUUGACUGCCCCUAGAGGGUAGAUUGACUCGCCUAACUUACAGAUAAUAUCCAUCCUGUCUACAAGAAGGCAUUUUUGAAACAAAGCCAUCACAACAGAGAGAGGAAAAGAAACCGGCCUUAUGGGUCCUCAGGGAGCAGAAACUCAGUCUCCUUGCCAGUGAAAGAGCAAAUUUGCAUAUAUGAAUAAUUAAUUAAGUGGAAAGAACGCUCUCGGAAUGAAAGUGGAAAAUGGGGAAAACAAGCCUCCCGUAGAACUACAACUCCCAGAAGGCCUUGCCACUACCGCGAGGAACAGCGCCCAAAGUCACGCGAAGAUGCAGUUUCUCCGUAUCCGCAGGCUUCUAUCGCUGGCGCCAUUACUUGAAUUCUCCUCCCGCGUUUCCGCACCCUCUCCGAUUAGCGGUACCCGGAGUUUCCAAGGUAACCGCGCAGUAGGGCGGAUCUUAUUAGGUGGAAAGCGAAACCCGGAAGUGACGCUCUUACCGGGCGUCAGCAGUGAGAAGGUUCGAAGAUGGCGGCGCGCAAGGGUCGGCGGCGCACGUGUGAAACCGGGGAACCCAUGGAGGCCGAGUCCGGCGACACAAGUUCCGAGGGCCCAUCCCAGGUCUACCUGCCCGGCCGGGGGCCACCGCUACGCGAAGGGGAAGAGCUGGUCAUGGACGAGGAGGCCUAUGUGCUCUACCACCGGGCGCAGACUGGCGCCCCCUGUCUCAGCUUUGACAUAGUCCGGGAUCACCUGGGAGACAACCGGACAGAGCUUCCUCUUACACUUUACUUGUGUGCUGGGACCCAGGCUGAGAGCGCCCAGAGCAACAGACUGAUGAUGCUUCGGAUGCACAAUCUUCAUGGGACGAAGCCCCCACCCUCAGAGGGCAGUGAUGAAGAAGAGGAGGAGGAAGAUGAAGAGGAUGAAGAAGAGCGGAAGCCUCAGCUGGAGCUGGCCAUGGUGCCCCACUAUGGUGGUAUCAACCGAGUUCGGGUGUCAUGGCUGGGUGAAGAGCCCGUGGCUGGGGUGUGGUCAGAGAAGGGCCAGGUGGAGGUGUUUGCGCUGCGGCGGCUUCUGCAGGUGGUGGAGGACCCCCAGGCCCUGGCAGCCUUCCUCCGGGAUGAGCAGGCCCAAAUGAAGCCCAUCUUCUCCUUCGCUGGACACAUGGGCGAGGGCUUUGCCCUUGACUGGUCCCCCCGGGUGCCCGGUCGCCUGCUGACCGGUGACUGUCAAAAGAACAUCCACCUCUGGACACCUACGGACGGCGGCUCCUGGCACGUGGACCAACGGCCAUUCGUGGGCCACACGCGCUCUGUGGAGGACCUGCAGUGGUCACCGACUGAGAACACGGUGUUUGCCUCCUGCUCAGCUGACGCCUCCAUCCGAAUCUGGGACAUCCGGGCAGCCCCCAGCAAGGCCUGCAUGCUCACCACAGCCACCGCCCAUGAUGGGGACGUCAAUGUCAUCAGCUGGAGCCGCCGGGAGCCCUUCCUGCUCAGUGGCGGGGAUGAUGGGGCCCUCAAGAUCUGGGACCUUCGGCAGUUCAAGUCUGGCUCCCCAGUGGCCACCUUCAAGCAGCACGUGGCCCCUGUGACCUCCGUCGAGUGGCACCCGCAGGACAGCGGGGUCUUUGCAGCCUCGGGUGCAGACCACCAGAUCACACAGUGGGACCUGGCAGUGGAGCGGGACCCUGAGGUGGGCGAUGUGGAGGCCGACCCCGGGCUGGCCGACCUCCCGCAGCAGCUGCUGUUUGUGCACCAGGGCGAGACCGAGCUGAAGGAGCUGCACUGGCACCCGCAGUGCCCAGGGCUCCUGGUCAGCACGGCGCUGUCAGGCUUCACCGUCUUCCGCACCAUCAGUGUCUGAGGCGUCCCACUGGCUCUGCUCUUGCUUCCUGCUUGGAAACUGAAGUCGAAUUGGGCCCCCCUGGAAGGGGUUCAUUCAGGUCUGUUGACAGACUGGCCGGCCUGUGGGCUGCCGUGAUGGAUUCUGUUUGAUGUAUUGUUCUCUAGAAGGCCUGGGUCUGAUCCAGUGACCCCUCUCACCAAAGCACUCGGUUUAACCACUCAGUUAACCCAGAGACUUGUGUGGCCUGUGUGUCGGUGGAUUCCUUCCUGUCAGCUGUGACCCAUUUGACCUGUGCCCUCAGAACCCAGUUUUUUUGUUUGUUUGUUUGAGAUGGAGUCUUGGUCUGUCGCCCAGGCUGGAGUGCAGUGGCACGAUCUUGGCUCACUGCAACCUCUGCCUCCCGGGUUCAAGUGAUUCUCUCGGCUCAGUCUCCCGGGUAGCUGGGAUUACAGGCAUGUGCCACCACACCCCGUUAAUUUUUGUGUUUUUAGUAGAGACGGGGUUUCACCAUGUUGGCCAGGCUGGUCUCAAAUUCUUGAUCUCAAGUGAUCUGUCCACCCUGGCCUCCCAGAGUGCUGGGUUGGGAUUACAGGCGUGAGCCACCACGUCCGGCUCAGGACCCAGUUUUGGCUGCUGGUUCCCAGCAGGGAACUCGGGGGAUAUACAAUGGCUGCAUCAAAUUUGAGGUGUGGGUUCCUCCAACACAAUUUGCUUCUGCCCGUUGUCUUCCUGCCAGCUGGGUUUGGCCAGGAUUUCCCCGUGUGGGGGCUACAUGGGACCCCCUCCCCUCCUCCCUGACUUAAAGGCUGGUGCUGUGUCAGGAGGACGUUCAGGGCUCCCAAGCAGCAAUAAAGGAUCAGGAAGAGGCCUGA